Molecule: messenger RNA, 1679 nt
Organism: Camelina sativa (false flax)
Lineage: Eukaryota; Viridiplantae; Streptophyta; Magnoliopsida; Brassicales; Brassicaceae
Biological process (GO): mRNA pseudouridine synthesis; tRNA pseudouridine synthesis
Cellular component (GO): nucleus
Molecular function (GO): pseudouridine synthase activity; RNA binding
Source: RefSeq, a predicted model, not a curated record
UAGUUUUAUCCUCAGUCGUCUUCUAGGGUUUUGACCUUUGUCCGGUGGUAGCCAUUCACGUAGUCGUUGCAGAGGGGAAGGCUUGACAAGUAGAGUUCGAUGAACUCUUAUCAAUAAUAAUGGACACUCGGGAGCCAGAGAAGCUAGAAAUUUUCCCCGGUGCAAGUUUCCUGAUCGAGAUUUAGAUCAGAAGAAGCUCAAAAAUGUUGACCGAAGACGAAACAGACUUGUACCGCGGCGGCGAGGAGCCUCAAAAAGUUGCUAUAAUAUUCGCGUUUUGCGGUGUUGGGUACCAAGGGAUGCAAAAGAAUCCAGGCGCGAAAACCAUUGAAGGCGAGCUCGAAGAAGCUCUGUUCCACGCCGGAGCUGUACCUGAGUCCAUUAGAGGCAAGCCUAAACUAUAUGAUUUCGCACGAUCUGCACGAACCGAUAAAGGAGUGAGUGCUGUGGGUCAAGUAGUUUCAGGUCGAUUCAACGUUGAUCCUCCUGGAUUCGUGGAUCGUCUCAAUUCGAAUCUCCCUAAUCAGAUUAGGAUCUUUGGUUAUAAGCAUGUUACGCCGUCGUUUAGCUCUAAGAAGUUCUGUGAUCGAAGAAGGUAUGUGUAUCUGCUCCCUGUGUUUGCUCUUGAUCCAAUCUCGCAUCGUGAUAGAGAAGCGGUAAUGGCUAGUUUAGGUUCAGGAGAGGUUUAUGUUAAGUGUAUUGCUUGCUCAGAGAGAGGUCGUAAGAUUCCAGAGUCUGUCAUUUUGUCGAACAAGUCUAGUGCAUUAAGAGCUGCCCUUAAGAUUGAAGCUUUGAGUUCUGAUUUAGCUAGCUUAAGCUCAGUAGAUGUUGGAGUAGCUAGGAUACAAGAAGAUAGUCGUAAAUUGAAUACAAGUUCAUCAGAGAAAGUCAAAAUGGCCGAGGCAAAGAGCAAGUUUUGUUACGGUGAAAAGGAGAAGGAAAGGUUCAGUAGAAUACUGUGUUGUUAUGUUGGAUCAUAUAAUUUUCAUAACUUUACUACAAGAAUGAAAGCAGAUGAUCCGGCUGCGCAUCGUCAGAUCAUCUCCUUCACCGCUGAUACUGUCAUUAAUCUUGAUGGUAUUGACUUUAUCAAGUGUGAAGUCUUGGGCAAGAGCUUCAUGCUACAUCAGAUUCGUAAGAUGAUGGGUCUUGCUGUUGCAAUCAUGAGGAAUUGUGCUUCUGAAUCACUUAUCCAGACUGCUUUCAGCAAGGAUGUGGAUAUAACUGUACCAAUGGCCCCAGAAGUUGGACUCUAUCUCGAGGAAUGCUUCUUCACGUCUUAUAACAAAAACUUUGAAGACAGCCAUGAGAAAGUGUCAAUGGAAGCAUACAAAGAAGAAGCUGAAGCAUUCAAAUUGAAGCAUAUAUAUUCUCAUAUCGGCGCUACAGAGCGAAGAUAUGGAAAUAUGGCUCUUUGGUUGCAUUCUUUGAACCAUAGAAACUAUCCUGACCUGAAUUUUGGCAGCCAUGGACAUAACGCGGACCAAGUUCUUGUGGAUAAGAAAGUUGAUGAAACCCACCACGAGGAAGAUCAAGUCUCAUUAUGAGUCUCUAAGCCAAAAUGAUGAAAGCUUAGUUUGAAGAUUUUGACAUCGUUUGUUUGUGCUCUUAUUAUUCAACAAUGUUCAUAAACUAUUCUUGUAACUUUUUUAAUCAAUGAUUUUUUUGUGUGUGUUAUA